UUGCUUGCCCGAGCUCGUCCUGAUAACAACACAGCGAGAGGAAGGAAGCGAGGAGAUCAAACCGUCUGUGAACUAGUGUCCUUUACUUUGUAUUUUAGCAAGAAGCUACCAGCACUGUUGACAACCAAGACUUUUAUACAUCGUUUUUAGCUUUUGAAUUGUUGUUACAGCUGCUACCUCCGUUUUUAUCUACUGCCAACUGGUUGACUUUGACGCAAUAUGCCUUCAGAAAAAACCUUCAAACAAAGAAGGACAUUCGAACAAAGAGUAGAAGAUGUGCGACUGAUCCGAGAGCAGCACCCCAACAAGAUACCCGUAAUCAUUGAGAGGUACAAAGGAGAGAAGCAGCUCCCCAUCCUGGACAAGACCAAGUUCCUGGUGCCCGACCACGUCAACAUGAGUGAGCUCAUCAAGAUCAUCAGGAGGCGCCUGCAGCUGAACUCUAACCAGGCCUUCUUCCUGCUGGCCAACGGCCACAGCAUGGUCUCCGUGUCGGCCGCCAUCUCCGAGGUGUACGAGCGCGAGCGGGACCAGGACGGCUUUCUCUACAUGGUGUACGCCUCCCAGGAGACCUUCGGCCACGCCCUGACCCACCAGUGAAUGACUUCCUGUUUCUUCUUCCACCUGACAGGCCAUCGGACAAUUGUAGUUCUUAGCCCCCCUCUGUGUUUAAGCCACACACCUUUAGUCCCGCAAACUAAAUCUAAACGCAGCGUAGGAUAACUCCCAGGUUAAUCGGUCGUGAUAUUAAGAUGAGGCAACCCGUUAGGUAGAGAAAUCCCCAAUUGAGUCUCUGCUUCUUCAUUGCCCUAUCUGGUGAUUCAUGUCUGCUGUCACGGCAACGUACCGCCUGUUAUGUUCAGUUGUGUGGUGUCCUCGGCUGUAUUUAUGUUAAUGUAUAUAUACAUUUCAGGUAGUGCUAAGAGUGGCGAUGGUCCACCGCUGAUAUACACAUAUAUACAUUAGCCAAUGAUCAAAGCCAACCUUAGUUUUAAGGGUUUUCUGGGACAGACGCAAGAGAAAUAUUAAGGGGGUUUCUAGGGUUGUUUUUAUUGCAGUUAAAGGGGAACAUUUUAGUUUUUUAGAGUACUUUUGCCAGAGAAAAAUGCUAAAAUGUUAACGAAAUAGCAAAGAUCUUAUUAAUCGAAACAUCUCUGCAGUGUGUGUCACAUUCCCACAAUUCCUUGGUGUUUUAACCCCUCCCUGCCUUGUAUCCUAAGAGCAUCUUCACUGUUACAAAAAAAAUGUUUGGGAACUGCUUCUGCUCUUGAAACGGAUGAUUGUUUGCAACGUAAAAUGCCUUGGUGUACAGAUAAUACAGCAUUAAAAGUAUACAAAGGGGUUCCAAUGAGAGUGUGGAAACACUACAAGGAGCAUGGUCCGAGUGCAUGUGUGAAUGGAGGGUGAUAAAUGCUGAUGAGAGGAGGGGGCUGCCAUUUUUUUUACUUUCAUCUCCUUUAUCACAAGUAUUUAUUAAGGUGAUGAACAAGGGUCAAAUCUACAGGGCUGAUUUCCCAGAGCUGUUUGGUUUCACUGUGGGGAAAACCUGCACUCUAAAAAGAAAAUCCUGUCUGUCUUUAGAUGGUCCUUCUGUCUUCCUCCUCCUCCUCACCAUCUUCUUCAUGGUUUAGCUGCUUUUAUAUCGCAGUAUUUUAUCAUUUUCUUUUACGUGAUUUAAAUUUUCUUAGUUUGACAUGUCUUCGCUGUCUACUGUAUGUGAAGUACAAAGCCACUGUGUGUGUGUAACGGGGGGAGCAUUCGUCACAAUGGUCCUCUUUCCGCCUGCCCCUCUGUUUCACACACACGUAUACACACAGCAAUAUCACACAGUGUAUUUAUGUUGUUAUUUUGUAAAAAUAAAAGGAGAAAAAAAAAGUAAA
Eleginops maclovinus (Patagonian blennie) is the source of this 1880-nucleotide messenger RNA. RefSeq names its product microtubule-associated protein 1 light chain 3 beta (gene map1lc3b). Lineage: Eukaryota; Metazoa; Chordata; Actinopteri; Perciformes; Eleginopidae. The record is from RefSeq and is a predicted model, not a curated record. Bases 220 to 600 code for a protein of 126 amino acids. Gene Ontology annotation, biological process: autophagy of mitochondrion; macroautophagy; cellular response to nitrogen starvation. Gene Ontology annotation, molecular function: microtubule binding; ubiquitin protein ligase binding. Gene Ontology annotation, cellular component: cytosol; autophagosome; autophagosome membrane. The transcript is spliced from 4 exons.